This is a messenger RNA of Cordyceps fumosorosea ARSEF 2679, 2136 nucleotides long. RefSeq names its product ipa protein. NCBI's taxonomy places the organism in Eukaryota, Fungi, Ascomycota, Sordariomycetes, Hypocreales, Cordycipitaceae. The transcript has a single exon. The record is from RefSeq and is a predicted model, not a curated record. Bases 1 to 2136 code for a protein of 711 amino acids.
AUGGAUGCACAUUCCGAUCUCGAUGUACUGAAAGAGCUGCAUGGCGACCUUCAUCGAAAAUACGGCAUGCACGCAGCGGCGAUCGAACGUAUCUGGCGGUCCUUCGAUAAAAAUCAACGAGCGGCAUGCCUGAAGGCGGGCGCAGCAGGUGGCGUCGUCCUGGAGCACUCAUUGGAUUUGUCUCUUGGGAACGUCUGCAACGUCCUGCCAGAGAUAAACCUUCUUGACAUCACCGAGCCAGAAUCAGAACUACUCCUGGGGCUUCUUAAGCAUCGGGCUACCACAACACUCUGCGAGCAGUAUUUCAGUGGUGUCAAUGGGGGGCUUGGGGAUCUCGACUUCAUCGAGCAGAUGAUGCGUACUCGUGGUCUACAGCAUGUCGAAGCAUUCACGGACUGUCACACUAUGUUCUUCGAUGACGAGAACUAUGGCGAGUCAUAUGAGAUUCUUUCAAACCAGGCCGAAAUCCUCUCUCAUAUCACCCCGGCCAUCCAAGCUCGCCAAAUCAUCCCUCAGUCAACCGCAGAGCUAGUUUUGCAGAGGCAAACCAUGCUGUUGCAACAUCUAAACAUCAUCGUCGAGGACAUCUUGGACGAGGGUUCGCAAAGUCGAGAACAGAAGGAGCGACCGAGGAAAUCGGGAAAGGCAGCAUCAUCUGCUUUGUCGCAAUUGACUUUCCGAGCUGUUCCGGAGAGACCUGCUCUCUCGGAUCUAUCAGCUAGCGCGCAGGAUCAAAGGGCUGAUCUUGAAGACUACUUGGGCUUAUUAUCUUCGGAGCCUUCUGUCCUUGCCCAUGCCGUCAACACUUGGUUCUUCAGUCAGCCAGAACUUGUUGCUGACGAGAAAGGGCGCGUAUUUCCGGCUCAUACCGACAAAUAUAUUAGCGCUUGCUUUUUCGAAGCAAUACACAGUGCUAUCCAAGGUGCCGCCAUUUGGAAUUACAUUGGUCGGCUCCUUGAGCUACUCAGCAGCUCGACCCUCGACAAGGCGUACCGAGCUAUCGUUCUUCAAGAGUUGUCAAACACUUGUCAUCUCGAAUACAGGCGUGCACAAUCCAUCUUUAAACGCAAUGUACAAACAGCCUCGGGAUCGAAAUGGUUCAAGAGAGUCUCUAAUAUGUAUGACGAUGUUGGUAAUGCUCGCGUUACCAUGAGAGGCAACCCAGACCUAACUAGGAAUAAUCCCCAACUUGAGUACAUGCUGCGACUCUGCCAGCCUGAAACAAAUGCAUCUAGAGCCAUCGACUGGAUGAAAAAGCUGAGCGAUCUUCACCGAGCUCACCCUUUGGAGCGGGAGAAGAUUGUGGAACGAGAAUUUGACUCAUUACAUGACUUAGCUGUCGUCAUCGGGUUUACUAUGGAUUUAUCUGGAGUUGUCUCGAUGCCACCCUUCUCUCGCAAGAGCAAACUGGGGUUUGUGUCCAAGCAGCAGGAACUUGAGACCGAGCUAAACCAGCUUAAAAAACCAGUCGACCUGCGCGACUUUGUUGUCCCUAUCGACAAUCUUCUGGAGCCUGGUAUCGCGGCAACCGCCUUGAGAGUGCUCGAUGAGUUUGUGGUGGAGAAAGCUGGAACAAAGAUGGGGCUUCUGUAUCAAGACUUGGUCGAAGAUUGUUUGUCAAAUCUCCAAGAGCACCAUCAAAAGCUCAAGACGGGAUUGAAAGACGAAGGAGAAAUAGACUCGUUCCCACCGCCGGUCGCAGCACUUCAACUGGGGGAGCAACGCGUGGAACAGCGAAAGCAAAAAGAGAAGACACGUCCCCCACAUUCAUCUGCUUAUGAAUUUUCACCUGUGGAGGGCAUGCCUGGAACAGAAAUUCCGACGCAGUCAACACAGACCUUCAACGUAAGCUUUUCGACGGCGGAGGUUUUUAGGACCUUGUUUACAAAGUCGGUUUCGCGUGGCUCUAUAAAUUGGUCGGCAUUUGAAGCUGCUAUGUCGGAAUUGGGAUUUUCGGUCAUCCCAAAGUUUGGUUCAGUUUACACCUUCUCCCCCCCCGAUACAAUGGCUGUGAAGAAGUCGUUCACCGCCCACCGACCACACCAGUCCAAAAUUGAGGGCCGUGUGAUAUUUAUUUUUGCACAGAGGUUAAGGAGGGUUUAUGGGUGGGGUGAAAGCACAUUCGAGGUCUCGUGA